AUGGUCUCCGACAAUCACUCACUCUACACAUCCGAUCUCCUGAUGGCGCACCUCCGAAGACAAGAGGCCUUCAAUGAUUCCGACUAUGAGUCGUGUCCGGUCGGAGGCGAGUGGUGGAAGUGUGAAGAUGUCAACUAUCCGACAUUUAUCGGAUGUUGUUCAAGCAAUCCCUGCUCUGGACAGUUGUGCCCUCAGAGCAACUUGUAUCCUAUGGGUUUUGGCCCGGUCACUAGUCCAGUGCCGGACUACCCGAAUCAUUCGUGCCCAUAUGGCGGACUGUGGUAUACUUGCGCCGACAAUUCUGUUCCCUUCCAAGGCUGCUGCGCCAGCAAUCCGUGCAAUGGCCAAGGAUGCCCCGCCUCUGAUUUACGACCUGCCGGUGUUCAUACGGUGGUCCUGGCUGGAGGCUCGACCUACACAGUUCCCUCCUCGGUUGCAACGACGGCUUCAGCUUCUAUCUCGCCGGCAUAUGCUACGACAACAUCGAGCACGGCGUUGCCACAACCAGUCUCGAAAACAGUUGAUACAGCUGCUGUAGCAGGCGGCGCCGCUGCCGCUGCAGUAGCCUUGACUAUCAUCAUUGGGCUCGCGGUCUAUUGCCUCAUACGGCGCAGAAGAAUGAAAAAGGCUCUACAAGAAACCGCUCAGCCUGGACAAGGGCCACAAGAAUACAAGCCAUUCUACAAGGAUCCUUUCGGUACAGUGGCCUCAGCCUUAACACCCCUUCCUCGAUACUCGGGAAGCGCUUCCGCUAUUCAAAGCCCUUUCUCGUCUGUACCUGCUUAUUACUCGCCCCGAGCACCCAAGCCUCAAGAUGGAGAGCCUCAAGAGAUCAUGGGCCUCGGCCUAACCGCAGAUGAAUUCAAUCGACGCAAUAAAUCCAGAUCACCCGUCAACCACAUUGUCGACGGCCCUAUUGAACUUGCCACCCACCGCUUCUCGGCCAACCAACCCGAUGCGGAGGCUGCAAGCCCUCUUUUAGAGUCAAAACCGAAGGACAGACCGACCAAAAGAUUGACGAAAGCCGGAGAGCCAGAUUCGCGAGCGCGAUUGCGAAACCGUGCAGCAGUUUUUGACUUGCGCGCAGAAGUGUCGCGGAGUCCUUCAAGAGGGCCGGCGCGAGGUUUCGAGUCCGACGACUGA
Fonsecaea multimorphosa CBS 102226 is the source of this 1143-nucleotide messenger RNA. RefSeq lists its product as uncharacterized. The transcript has a single exon. Lineage: Eukaryota; Fungi; Ascomycota; Eurotiomycetes; Chaetothyriales; Herpotrichiellaceae. The record is from RefSeq and is a predicted model, not a curated record. Bases 1 to 1143 code for a protein of 380 amino acids.